AUGUCAGCAAAAGACCUCCUGCUGCAGCAGCAGCAGCAACAAAAUAAACUCUCCAUACAAAACAAACAGCAGCAGCAGCAGCAGCAGCAGCAGCAGCAGCAGCAGCAGCAGGAGCAGCAGGAGGAGUCAGAUACCGCCACAAACGACGCAGAAAACGGCGUUUCCAGCAGCAGCAGCAACAGCAGCAACAGCAGCAACAGCAAGCAGCAGCAGCAGCAACAGCAGCAGCAGCAGCAACAGCAACAGCAGCAGCAGCAGCAGCAGCAGCAGGAGAAGCAACGACCCUCACAAGCCUUUGUCUUUAAUCAUCUUCUCACAUGCAGAUGGAAAACAUACGGAAACAGAGUUGUACCCGGGGACCUGCUGCUGCUGCAGCAGCAGCAGCAGCAGCAGCAGCAGCAGCAGCAGGAGCAGCAGCAGCAGGAGCAGGAGCAGGAGGAAGAAGAGUUGUGUUGUGAUGGGUUUGAGUUCGAUGGUGUUUCUGCUGCUGCUGCUGCUGCUGCUGGUGCUGCAGCAGCAAAAGUAAAAGUUGUUGCUUCUGCUGCUGAAGCAGCAGCAGCAAGUAUAAAUGAUGUUGUGCUGCCGCUGCUGGGGAGCAGCAGCAGCAGCAGCCUGCUGCCCCCCUACCUGCAGCAGCAGCUGCAGCAGAUAUGUCAGCAGCAGCUGGGUAUCUCUGUCUCAGAUUUCGAGCAGCAGCAAGUACCCCAUCGUCAUGCUGCUGCUGCUGCUGCUGCAGCAAGACGCAGCAGCAAACUGCAGCAGCAGCAGCAGCAGCAGCAGCAGCAGCAGCAGCGGCGAGGACGCAGGAAACCACUAAAGUGUAUAGGAGCAUCUGAGCUGCUGCAGCUGCUGCAGGAGAAAGAUAAAAUAGAAAAAAACAAAGACAAAGACAAAGACAAAGACAAGCUGCUGCUGCUGCCGCUACCUGGGGGCUAUAGAAAGAUUACUGCAGCAGCAAACGCAUGCAGCUGGCAGCUAAUAAGAAACGCAGCAACUGCAGCAGAACCACCAACCCCACUCCUUCUCAGCGAUCUAGAUAUACUAAAACACAACAAACGUAAACAGAAACAACAGCAGCAGCAGCAGCAGCAACAGCAGCAACAGCAGCAGCAGCAGCAGCAGCAGCAGCAGCAGCAGCAGCAGCAGCAGCAGCAGCAGCAGCAGCAGGAGCUGCCUGUACACCGCAUUUCUUUCGAUGAUGAAUUCAAUUCAGACGAAAUUUGGGAUCUCAGUGAAAAAGAUACAAAAAAAAAAAUAAAUAUAAAACAACUAACACAAACUGCAGCAGCAGCAGCAGCAGAAAAAGAAGCAGCAGCAGCAGCAACAGAAGCAGCAGCAGCAGGAGCAGCGGGAACAGAAGCAGCAGCAGCAGCAACAGCAACAGCAGAAAGAGCAGCAACAGCAGCAUCAAACGCCGCCAGCAGCACCAACCCCACCACCACCAGCAGCAGCACCAGCAGCAGCACCAGCAGCAGCACCAGCACCAGCAGCACCAGCACCAGCACCAGCAGCAGCAGCACCAGCAGCAGCAGCAGCAGCAGCAAGAUAUAUAUAGAUGAGAAGAGCAGCAGCAGCAACUUGUGUUUAGCUGUUCGUCUUUGGCUCCCCCCGGGCGUUUACUGCACCAUGGCGCUCAGAGAAAUACUACUAACUGAGCUACAAGAAAAACAUUAA
This is a messenger RNA of Eimeria mitis, 1674 nucleotides long. RefSeq lists its product as uncharacterized. Lineage: Eukaryota; Apicomplexa; Conoidasida; Eucoccidiorida; Eimeriidae. The record is from RefSeq and is a predicted model, not a curated record. Gene Ontology annotation, molecular function: RNA binding; pseudouridine synthase activity. Gene Ontology annotation, cellular component: nucleus. Gene Ontology annotation, biological process: pseudouridine synthesis.